GUUUCACGACUGCAAGCCCUGCUGCUGGUCAUCAUCCACCGCGUCGAAACAGGCGGCUUCCAACGAGCCUUCAUGCUGGCUGGUCUGGCUUCUCGCGCUGCCUCGGCCAUGCGUUUGAAUUACGAGAAAACCGAUCUCACACCAGUUGCAGCUGAAGUUCGUCGUCGGACAAUCUGGUGUUUUAAACUGAUUGAAUCUUACUUUUCCAUUGGAUUGUCCGAGUUUGAACUGUGUCCGUUCGAGACGAUAUACCUCCAACCACCCAGUCACGAAACCAGCUUUGUACCACCCGACGCAGGGGAUAUCGACAAAGAAUGUGGCACUCUGGCCAUCUCUGUCCGUCUGGCCUCUCUCAGACGGGAUAUCAUGAAGCUCACUCGCGAAUUGGCGGUUUGCGACCGUCCGUUUGUGGAGAUAUCCAAGGUCAUCCGCAGUCUGGAACAGGAACUAUGGGAGCUGCAUCGACAAAUGCCAUACAAUAAUAUAUACACUACAUUAGACAUAAUCACUAAGGAGCCAUGGCUUUCACGACAUGUUAUGAUGAUGACCUCGUGGCAUCAAUGUUUCUGCGAUUUGUAUCGUCUUUUGCUGCCUGGAUGUCCUGAAGCACCGCCGCGGAUUGUGCUGGAUACGAUCGAUGCAGAUCAUCGCCAACAAGCUGGAAGUAUUUGUCAAGAGCAUGCAAUGUCGAUCAUUCAAUUACUGUGCGAUAUCAAUCAGCGAUGCACUGUGCCAUAUUUCCUCGAAUUUGACACGGCAAUCUGCGCAUAUCAUGCAACUCGACUGAUGAUCUUUCUUUCAUCGCAGUCUCGCCAUCCAACAUUUACCGCCAGUCGAGUCGAGCAAUGUCUUGAAGCUAUCAAACGAUUCUUUCGUCCAUCCUCGCUCAUCAAGCCUAUCCUUGACGAUAUGCAACAGUUGAUCGAUGGUUUAUCAACGACACCAGAAGUAGCUAUUCUGUCUCAAGAACCACGCGAUCCCCCGAUAUCAUCUCCUGCCAAAGUCAGACAGAGACUAGCUAUUCAUAGUUUGCUGCGACAGGCUGAGUUUUCUGAUGAUGAGACUACUUCUCCUGUCUAGCAAUGGGGAUAUGUACGAUAGUUGAGCACUUCUCCCAGAAAGACAGUUGAAGUAAUCAUUAGCACAAUUGUAAAGUUUUGGUAGAUAUCUUGCAAACUAUAAACACGAUGAUCAACACUGAUGAAGCAAUGCAAGCCCUAUUCCCUCAAACUGUAUCCAUAAGAUCGUCGAUCAGAUCGUCGAUUAUAUAGUCGAUCCUGUAGAUCUAGGAAUAGUAGCAGCAGCAAGCC
Aspergillus wentii DTO 134E9 is the source of this 1310-nucleotide messenger RNA. Its product is annotated as fungal specific transcription factor domain-containing protein. NCBI's taxonomy places the organism in Eukaryota, Fungi, Ascomycota, Eurotiomycetes, Eurotiales, Aspergillaceae. Gene Ontology annotation, cellular component: nucleus. Bases 73 to 1080 code for a protein of 335 amino acids. The record is from RefSeq and is a predicted model, not a curated record. The transcript has a single exon.